CUAAAUUACAUGGGACGAAAACAGUCGUAAAAACCCCUAUGGCCAUACCUGGUGACUGUGAGCAUAGCUUAUGCGCACCUAAGUGAUAAAGUGAUAAAUUUUCCGAUGGGAUGAGAGCUGAGAGCAUGGCAGGUAUUGCAUAUGCAACCCUGUGUCAGUCUCGCCACAACAUGGCAAGACACUGCUCUGUCUUCCAUCUUCGAUUUUCCUCGCUAGUUCCGACCUUUAGCUACAAACGUACGAGGGAAAGGAGGUGCACUACCCAUGCCAUUUGCCAAGCUACAAAGUCAAAGGAGGAGCUUUUGGUGGUUGUUGGGGGUGGAGCAGCAGGGGUGUAUGGAGCAAUUCAUGCUAAGACUGUGGCACCCCAUCUUAGUGUGGUGGUUAUUGAGAAGGGAAAGCCUCUCUCCAAGGUGAAAGUUUCUGGAGGAGGACGGUGCAAUGUGACUAAUGGACAUUGUGUUGACAAUAUGAUUUUGGCAGAAAACUAUCCCAGGGGUCACAAGGAACUGAGAGGAUCUUUCUUUAAUAUGCAUGGCCCAGUGGAUACAAUGUCCUGGUUUGCCUCUCAUGGGGUGGAACUGAAGAUUGAGGAUGAUGGUAGGGUAUUUCCGAUCAGCAAUAGUUCUUCUUCUAUAAUUGAUUGUCUCAUGUCUGAAGUAAAGCAAAGGGGAGUUUCUUUACAGACCAAAAAAACUGUAUCAGCAGUAUCUAUUUUAUCUAGCGGCAAAUUCCUUCUUGAGGUUGAGCAGCUACCAUCUCAUCAUGCUGCAUGUGUUGAAGCUGAUUAUCUAUUGAUUGCUAGUGGUAGUAACCGUCAGGGUUAUUCUCUUGCAUCUCAGCUUGGUCAUUCAAUUGUAGAUCCGGUGCCAAGCUUGUUCACAUUCAAAAUAGAAGAUUUGCGUUUGCGGGAGUUGUCUGGGGUUACAUUCCCCAAAGUUAAAGUAAGGCUAAAAUUGGAUAGUGUUCAAAGGAAUAUACCUCAUCUUACACAGGUUGGUCCCAUGUUAGUUACACACUGGGGGCUCAGUGGGCCAGUUAUUCUUCGGUUAUCUGCUUGGGGUGCUCGUCUUCUGUUUAGUUCAAGUUACAAAGGCAGACUUUUUGUGGAUUUUGUCCCUGAUCUACAUGUGGAACGUUUGAAGUCAAUUCUUUCUCAUCACAAGCAUCAAUAUGCGAAACAAAAAGUACUCAAUUCCUGUCCACCCGAAUUUGGCAUAACAAAAAGAUUUUGGAGCUAUGUGUUGGAAAGACAGGGUUUAAGUGGAGAUACCUUGUGGGCUUCCAUUUCAAAUAGUUCAUUGAUGUCCAUUGGUUCUUUGUUAAAGGACUGCAUAUUUGAAGUUACAGGAAAGGGUCAAUUUAAGGAUGAAUUUGUUACUGCUGGUGGUGUUCCCUUAUCAGAGAUUUCACUUAAUACAAUGGAAAGCAAAAUUUGCUCACGUCUGUUCUUUGCUGGAGAGAUACUGAAUGUUGAUGGGGUAACCGGUGGUUUCAAUUUCCAGAAUGCUUGGUCGGGAGGAUUUAUUGCAGGAACCAAUAUUGGUGGAUUAGCACUUUGCUCUUAUUCAGCUUCAAAGUAAACGCAAUUUUUCAAAGUUGCAUGCUUUUGUGCAAGCAACUUGGUUUUUUCUUUUUUGGGUGUCAACGAGGACAAGUAGUACAUUUAUCUCAUUCUCUUUUGAAUGUUCUUUUCCUUUUCUCAGCAUAAACAUAGUUUAGUGGCAUGAGAUUUUGAUACCAAAGGUUGAAAAAUGAGCUCUUUAAAUAAAGUAACCUUAAAGAAA
Messenger RNA from Cajanus cajan (pigeon pea), 1787 nucleotides. RefSeq names its product FAD/NAD(P)-binding oxidoreductase family protein. The record is from RefSeq and is a predicted model, not a curated record. Lineage: Eukaryota; Viridiplantae; Streptophyta; Magnoliopsida; Fabales; Fabaceae.